Molecule: messenger RNA, 3040 nt
Organism: Corylus avellana
Lineage: Eukaryota; Viridiplantae; Streptophyta; Magnoliopsida; Fagales; Betulaceae
Product: Tetratricopeptide repeat (TPR)-like superfamily protein
Biological process (GO): RNA modification
Molecular function (GO): protein binding; zinc ion binding; RNA binding
Source: RefSeq, a predicted model, not a curated record
UUUGUCGAACCCUGAGAGCUCGACACUAGAGCUUCUGAGAACUCUCUCUCUCUCUCUCUCUCUCGAUUGUCAAUGGCACCUCAACACGUGAAGUACCACUCGUGUAAUUCAAAGCGUUUCGGACACCCACUGUGAACUGGUUCCUCUGCGCUAACUGCCAAAGAGAGCAUGAGUCUGUGUCCCUCUUUAAGGACGCUCACAAAGUCUCGGACAAAGCGAACACUGGACGCUCUCAAGCUCUACCAUUUCACAUACCACACCAAUCCUCCGUCGCAAUCACAUGCUGCCAUUGCCUUUGACCCCAAAACUCCACCUGUAGAGUGUGGCUCAGGCAGCGUUCGCCAUGCACGCCACCUGCUCGACAAAAGUACCCAGGAAGACCUUUCGCAAUAUAAUCACUUGCUUUUCGAGUAUUCUCGCGCUGACCGUAACCAAGAGGCUCUCCAUCUCUUUGUGGGACUUAAUCAUUCAGGUUUACCUGUUGAAGGGUCGACCCUGUCGUGUGUGUUGAAGGUCUGCGGAUGCUUGUUUGAACAAAACGUGGGCAGACAGGUGCAUUGCCAAUGUAUAAGAUCUGGGUUUGUGGAGGAUGUUAGUGUUGGGACUGCUCUUGUUGAUAUGUACAUGAAAACCGUGAAUGUUGGAGAUGGAAGGAGAGUUUUUGAUGAGAUGGGUGAGAGAAAUGUGGUGUCGUGGACUUCGUUGCUCGCUGGUUAUGCAAGGAACGGGUUGAGCGUUCAGGCCUUAGAAUUGUUCUUUCGGAUGCAGGUUGAGGGUAUUAAGCCUAACCCAUAUACUUUUAAGACUGUUUUUGGAGCUUUGGCAGAUGAUGGUAUGGUUGAGACGGGAAUUCAACUUCAUGCAAGUGUUAUAAAGAAUGGUUUUGAGUCUACCAUGUUCGUGUGUAAUUCUUUAAUUAGUAUGUAUUCAAAGUCGGGGAUAGUCGGAGAUGCUAGAGCUGUGUUUGAUAGUAUGGAGAACAGGGAUGAGGUUUCUUGGAAUGGGAUGGUUGCAGGUUAUCUGACAAAUGGGUGCAACUUGGAAGCUCUUGAAAUGUUUUAUCAAAUGAGGCUUGUGGGUUUAAGGCUUACCCAGGUGAUAUUUGCUACUGUGAUCAAGCUAUGUGCUAACCUUAAAGAACUGGGUUUUACAAGACAGCUUCAUUGUCGGGUUCUGAAAAAUGGGUAUGGAUUUGAGCACAAUAUUAGAACGGCGCUUAUGGUAGCUUACAGUAAGUGCAAUGUUAUGGAUGAUGCGUUUCAACUGUUCUCUAUGAUGCAUGGAUUCCAGAAUGUUGUGUCUUGGACGGCCAUGAUCAGUGGGUACAUACAGAAUGGUGGAAGAACGCAAGCAGUGAAUUUAUUCUGCAAAAUGAACCGGGAAGGUGUUAGACCAAACCAUUUCACUUAUUCUACCAUCCUUACAGCUCAACCUGCUAUUUCUAUCUUCCAAGUACAUGCACAAGUCAUUAAAACUGAUUACGAGAAAUCACCUUCAGUAGGAACUGCACUUCUAGAUGCUUACAUUAAGAUAGGCUAUGUUGAUGAAGCUGCAAAAGUAUUUGAAUUAAUUGAUGAGAAGGACAUCGUGGCAUGGUCUGCAAUGGUAGCGGGAUAUGCUCAAAGAGGAGACACUGAGGGGGCUGUUAAAAUUUUUCUCCAGUUGGCAAAAGAAGGGGUCAAACCAAAUGAGUUUACCUUUUGUAGUGUCAUUGAUGCCUGUGCUGCACCUACAGCAGCUGUAGAGCAAGGAAAACAAUUUCAUGCGUGUUCAAUCAAAUCAGGAUUAGCUAAUGCUUUAUGCAUAAGUAGUGCUCUUGUUACCAUGUAUGCCAAGAAAGGAAAUAUUGAGAGUGCAAAUGAAGUUUUCAAGAGGCAAGGUCAAAGAGACUUAGUUUCAUGGAACUCAAUGAUCUCUGGAUAUGCACAACAUGGUCAUGGGGAGAAGGCUCUUCAGGUAUUUGAGGAAAUGAGAAGAAGAGACUUGGAAAUGGAUGAUAUAACAUUCAUUGGAGUCAUUUCUGCAUGUACUCAUGCUGGUUUAGUGGAUGAAGGUCAAAGAUACUUCAACAUGAUGGUCAAAGAUCACCACAUUGAUCCAACAAUGGAGCAUUAUUCUUGCAUGGUUGAUCUAUAUAGCCGUGCAGGACUUCUUGAAAAGGCCAUGGAUAUUGUAAAUCAGAUGCCAUUCCCUGCAGGUUCAACUGUGUGGCGGACAGUCUUGGCUGCUUGCCGUGUUCACCGCAAUUUAGAGCUGGGAAAACAUGCAGCAGAGAAGCUCAUUUCACUUCAGCCUCAAGACUCAGCUGCGUAUGUCUUACUAUCCAAUAUUUAUGCUGCAACAGGAAAUUGGCAAGAAAGAGCUAAGGUGAGGAAGUUGAUGGAUCAGAGAAAUGUAAAAAAGGAAGCUGGGUACAGCUGGAUUGAGGUUAAGAAUAAGACCUACUCAUUUUUGGCCGGUGAUCUUUCACAUCCCCUGUCAGAUCGUAUUUAUGCUAAACUUGAAGAGUUACGUAUCGCAUUGAAGGAUGCGGGUUAUCAGCCUGAUACAAAUUAUGUGCUUCAUGAUGUUGAAGAAGAACACAAAGAAACCAUCCUUUCUCAGCACAGUGAGAGGCUGGCCAUUGCUUUUGGGUUGAUAUCUACACCUCCAGGAACUCCUAUACAGAUUGUGAAGAACCUUAGGGUCUGUGGAGAUUGUCACACUGUUAUUAAGUUAAUAUCAAUGCUUGAAGCCAGAGAUAUUGUUGUGAGGGACUCAAACCGAUUCCAUCACUUUAAAGGAGGUCUAUGCACUUGUGGGGACUAUUGGUGACACUCUCUUGGGGAAAUGGGUUUUAGAUGAAGUUUUCUGAAAUUAUCUCAUGCCAAAGAUAACUCCUAGGCAAAGGAGGCACAUAAUGUCUAUGCGCUUCAAAUUUAUGUUGGCAAUGUUAUGGUUUAGCUUACCAGACUUUAUGGCCGCUGGACUCCAUGAAGGUUGAUAAGAUUUCAAAAUUGCUGCAACUGCAGAAACAUCUGGGCAAGACAUUGAGGUGCCA